AUGUCCUCGAAGGUUGGGAUGGAGGACUUCACGGCCACCCGGCCCAGCGCCGUGAUCGUGCUCGACCUGGAAUCGGAGGCUGAUGUGCUGGCAAGGGUUAGCGGCCGGAGAGUAGACAUGGCUACAGGCAAGAACACAACUAUAUCGACAAGCAAGCGGACGAUCCCCAUGUUUACGAAAAGUACAAGCAAGGGUAAAGGUGAAAUCUACCACCAAGAGUUCCGGCCACCGCCGGCUGGGGACUUCGGCGACGAGGACGGUGGCGUAACCGUCGACGCCCUGCCCGGCGACGGAAUCCCCGGGGCCGUCACCGCUAGGCUAGAGUCUUACCGGCGCAAGUGCGAUGACGUCGUGAGAUCAUUCGCGUCGACUGAGGGAGGAAGAGGAGGAGGAGGUGCCGCCCGCGCGGAUGGCGAACAGAAGCAAGGGCAGUACGGGGACGGAGGAGCGGGAGGGGGGGACGGAGUGUUUCAGUGGGAUGCUGGAGCAUCGACCGCGCUAACCGGCUGA
Molecule: messenger RNA, 510 nt
Organism: Ectocarpus sp. CCAP 1310/34
Lineage: Eukaryota; Phaeophyceae; Ectocarpales; Ectocarpaceae
Source: the annotation of a GenBank genome assembly